This is a messenger RNA of Xenopus tropicalis (tropical clawed frog), 1423 nucleotides long. It is a transcript of the gene nme7, whose product is annotated as NME/NM23 family member 7. The coding region runs from base 80 to 1210 and encodes 376 amino acids. Lineage: Eukaryota; Metazoa; Chordata; Amphibia; Anura; Pipidae. Gene Ontology annotation, molecular function: protein serine/threonine kinase activity; ATP binding; nucleoside diphosphate kinase activity. The record is from RefSeq and is marked provisional. Gene Ontology annotation, biological process: UTP biosynthetic process; CTP biosynthetic process; GTP biosynthetic process. Gene Ontology annotation, cellular component: axonemal microtubule; spindle; centrosome. The transcript has 12 exons.
GGGAGACAACGGAGUGGGACGCUUGAGAGAGAAGUCGAGUUACUGACAACACAGUAGGGGCCUGCGCUGUUGAUAUAAAAUGAGUGAAGAGGACAGGUUUGCCUUUAUUGCUGAAUGGUAUGAUCCAAAUGCAGCAAUACAAAGACGAUACCAGCUGAACUAUUACACUAAGGAUGGAUCUGUUGAAAUGUAUGACAUUAAAAACCAUCGAGUGUUUUUAAGACGAACAAAAUAUGAUGAAAUUUGUAAGGAUGAUUUAUUUGUGGGCAACAAAAUUAAUGUUUUUUCACGGCACCUUCAUUUAAUUGACUACGCAGAUCAAUAUACUUCUCGAAAGGUUGGAAGCAAGAAGGAAAAAACAUUAGCUUUGAUAAAACCAGAUGCUGUAACAAAAAUGGGUUCAAUUAUUGAAGCCAUACUGGACUCAGGGUUUGUAAUCUCAAAGGCUAAAAUGGUUUUGCUCUUAAGAACUGAAGCAAUGGACUUUUAUAAUGAACAUCAUUCAAAAUCAUUUUUUAGUGAUCUUAUUAGUUUUAUGACAAGUGGGCCCAUUGUAGCAAUGGAGGUAGUUGGAGAUGAAGCUGUCUCUUCAUGGAGAAAAUUAUUAGGACCAACAAAUUCCAGCAUUGCAAGGAGUGAACUUCCUCAGAGCAUAAGAGCAAGGUUUGGAACUGAUGGCACCAAGAAUGCAGCUCAUGGUUCAGAUUCCAUUGCUUCAGCUGCUCGUGAAUUGGAAUUUUUCUUUCCAUCAAGUGGAGGACGUGCUCCAAAAAAUACUGCAAAGUUUACAGACUGUACUUGCUGUAUUAUUAAGCCCCAUGCCAUUUCUGAAGGCCUAACUGGAAAAAUCCUUAAUGCAAUAUUGGAUGCAGGCUUUGAGAUUUCAGCAAUGCAAAUGUUUACCAUCGAGAGAGCCAACGCUGAGGAGUUCUGUGAAAUAUAUAAAGGUGUGGUAGCAGAAUUCAGUGAUAUGAUUGUAGAAUUGUGUUCUGGUCCAUGCAUUGCUUUAGAGAUACGGGAUGCCGAAGCUCCAAAACGUUUCAGAGAUUUCUGUGGUCCUGCUGAUCCUGAAAUAGCUCGCCAUUUGCGUCCUAAAACACUUCGUGCUCGCUUUGGAAAAAACAAAAUUAAGAAUGCUGUUCAUUGUACUGACUUACCAGAAGAUGCGCCAUUAGAGGUGCAAUAUUUUUUCAAGAUUCUGGAUAGCUGAAUUGAAAAACAGAAGAAUCCAAAACACCAAACUUUGUUUAUUGUUUUAUUGUCUCAUGUUUAACUUGACUGAAGUUCCAACAAGAGCACAGGACUCCUGGCAAUUAUUACAGAUGUAUGAACAAUGUGUGCACAGUAGACAUUUAAAUACAUCCUAUGGGAUACUGCAUUGCCAUGAACGUUGUUUUAAAAUAAAGAUUUAUUUUUCAACAGG